This is a messenger RNA of Symbiodinium necroappetens, 1750 nucleotides long. The record is from the annotation of a GenBank genome assembly. NCBI's taxonomy places the organism in Eukaryota, Dinophyceae, Suessiales, Symbiodiniaceae.
AUGGUGCUGAGGCUCAGUCACAGUCUUGUUCGGGUGCAAUCAGGUGGAUAUGCUCAAGCUUUGUGCGGAAAGCUCGAUGAUCCGGCAGCUCGCGACUGGGAGGAUCGCUCAGCCGAGGGCUGGUACUGGUCGAACAAAGAGGAGGGUCCGGUGGCAACCUGUCCUUCUCCGAAGGUCCUGGUUGGGUGCUGGUGCCAGUCGCUGAGCAGUUCCGAGAAGGAGUGCGCUCGUCUCUGGACGGAUGGUAACAGCUGCCGUGCCAGAACGGGCCCCGGGAGAGUUAAUACAGUUCGUCCCAGAAUCAAGAUCUUCGCCCGCUGCGCGGACGUCCGGUCAUCUUCUCUCAUUCUCGCUGGCAUCAACCUGACGCGGGUCGUGUCCAGCAAUCUUCUCCAGGAUGUGCCUGCGAAGACCGACUCUGUGGCAAUGUCAAAGUCCUUUCGUUACGUGCACUUGUUCCAGCAGUGUGAUGCCCUGCUGCUCAUGGGUGGGAUUGGGGUGGAGCACUGUGCUCGGCCCGCUUACCGCGAGCCUGGCUCCCAUGUCUGGCGCGGAAAGCGGCCCCUGCCCUCCAGCUUCCUGCAUGGCACGGAGCUGAACGUCGCUUGUUGGCAGGAGCGCUAUCAGUCCUUCCGCGCAGGCUACCGCCAUGCUACCGAGACUCUGCACUGUGUGAACGGAGACUGGUACAACUCCUUGCAGCUUCCUGAACUGACAGCCUUCUCUUGUGAGCCAUGCGUUCUCGUCGCUGGGAAAGGUUACACCAACUACGCGAAGAGGAAUCAGCAAGAACUCUAUUACUUCAGCCGGAUGGCAUUGCGCGUGUACACUGAGUUGGGUUCUCUGGCAGCCACGCAUGGUGCCGCGCAGACGUACUGCCUCAUGAAGGGCUCCGGUGGCACCUCAGCAGGUGGCAACAUGACGCUUAUGGCCGCAUCCAGUUGUCCCGAAAUCCUGGCCAUGCAAGUUGUGGGCUCGGCCGAAGUCGAGGACCGCAUGAUGGCUCUGCUGGACUUUGGCAUCCCGGACUCCGGCUUCUGCCUCGAAGCGGUGCCUGGGAGCGAUGGUGUCAGCCCCAGCCUGGCCUACAAGAAAUGUGAUCUGGAGAACGCGCAGCAGCUCAUUUCGCCAAUGGCCGUACCUGGUGUUAUGUGGGAUAUGCACAAGGAAUCGGACCGCACUCUGGGUGAGGAUUUCCACAAGGCCUACGGCUCCUACUGCGGAGCCCAUGGAGCCUUGGCCUCGCUGGCCUUCGGCCAGGUCUUCGGAGGAGACACCUCGCUGUCGUCCACGUGCCAGUUCGCGCCAGUGAUCAAGUUCGGAGAAUGGAUGGACACGGCGAUCACCUACGACAAGCGAUCUUCGGACUGGCCUGAAUGGAACACGCUCUUGGCCGACUUCCCGGUACUAUGUGCAGAUGGAGAAGCUCUCACGGGCUUCAAGCUUCUGCCUGCACGCAACAUCUUCCGGUUCGAGUGCAGCCGCAUCGGUGGGCUGGGACAGACCUUCGAGUACUUCAGUGCCCAAGUGGAGGUGAAGAAGUUUGACCAGAGGAAAUCAAAUUGGAUAAAUGCACUGCGGAUGAUCAAGGUGGAUUGUGGUGCCGAUGCCUUGCUCAGCGGCUUCCACUUCGAGUUCUCCGAGGGUGGACGCUGGGCCCGCUCUAAGUACACUUGUGCAAAAGCCGGCGGCGCCCCUGUUGUCAUGGAGCCCUCCACGACCAUCGAAAGCAUGACGCAAGCUCCGGAAG